Messenger RNA from Taeniopygia guttata (zebra finch), 1375 nucleotides. It is a transcript of the gene SKA1, whose product is annotated as spindle and kinetochore associated complex subunit 1. The record is from RefSeq and is a predicted model, not a curated record. Lineage: Eukaryota; Metazoa; Chordata; Aves; Passeriformes; Estrildidae. Gene Ontology annotation, molecular function: microtubule binding. Gene Ontology annotation, cellular component: outer kinetochore; spindle microtubule; mitotic spindle. Gene Ontology annotation, biological process: mitotic cell cycle; cell division; regulation of microtubule polymerization or depolymerization.
ACGCGCCCUCCCCGCCCUCCCCAACGCCCGCCCGAGCGCGGCGGAUUCAAACCGGGGCUCGGACCGGGCGGCGGCAGCCGGGGCCUCGCGUCCUCCUCUCUCUGCCGAGCGGCCUCCUUUUCCUGCCGAGCGUCCUCCUCUCUCUGCGAGCGGCCUCCUUUUCCUGCCGAGUGGCCUCUUCCCCCGGCCGAGCGGCCUCUUCCCCCGGCCGAGCCGCCUCUUCCCCCGGCCGAGCGGCUGAGAGGCUGGGACGAAGGCCGGGAGGCACUGGCGCCGGUAAAACCUGAGGAGAAGCGGGCGCUGCCGUGACCUCGAUCCCCUCAGGGAAUCCCGAUCCGCCUCGGAGUGUCCGCGCAGCUACGGAGGUGGGGAGCUCUCUAAGAACGGAUUUAAUAAGCGCGUGUGAUGGUGAACGCUAUGGCAUCCUCAAGCCUGGAAGAUUUAUGCCUCUACAUCAGUUUGAAGAUUUCAAAUAUUAAAAAGUUUAUCCUAUUGAGAGAUCUAGGUAAAGAUGAUUGCCUCAAGCAUUUUCUCCGUAAAGUAUAUAACGAGGGGAUCCUCAUACAUGAGCUCCUGCAAGCAAUGGAAAUUCAAGUUAAAAAGCAAGAAGAACUGAAAAAAUCACUCAGAGAGAUCCAGAAGGCAGCUGAGAGCGCUCAAAGGGAAGCAUGGCACCUCCUUCAACACGUGCCACGCUAUCUGCCUAAACCACUCCAGGUCUGCAACGUGGAGUCAACUGUGAAACAUGAAGAAGAAACAAAGGCUGUAGAACCCAAAUGUGAGAAGAAACCUGCAAAAGAAAGAGCCAUUAAAGAAGUAGCAUUAAUAACCACAGAGGAGUUUGAAAAUGUUCCUGCGUAUAUGAAAGGCCGUAUAACAUAUGAUCAGAUCAAUGCAGUUGUUGAAGAGAUUAACAAGGCCGUGGUGGGCAAGUACAAGAUCUUGUAUCAGCCUUUGAGGUCUAUGAGUGCACCAGUCAGAAACCUCUACCACCGGUUCAUAGAAGAAGAAACUAAGGAUACAAAUGGAGUAUUUUUCAUUGUGGAGGAUGAUAUCAAGGAGUUCACUAAGCUGAAAUUGGAUAAGCGCUUCUACGUGAUGCUCAGCAUCCUGAGGCACUGCCAGAGGCUGAGAGAGAUCCGCAGCUCGGGGCUGGUCCGCUACGGCAUCUGCUGACGGCUGCCCUGGGAGGAGACCUGCCCUGCCAGCAGGCAGCACGGAGGGACAGGCAGUGCUCUGUCAGGCUGAAUUAGAGUGGCCUUGAAGCCUUGGAGUUUUGUUUUGUGAAGUCUGGGGUAGCUAUAAAUCCUAACCAGAAAGGCAGCUGGGCACGCUUCCUGGUCAGCACAUGAAAAUAAAAUUUUUUGCGUAUUAA